This is a messenger RNA of Thlaspi arvense, 840 nucleotides long. The record is from the annotation of a GenBank genome assembly. Lineage: Eukaryota; Viridiplantae; Streptophyta; Magnoliopsida; Brassicales; Brassicaceae.
AUGGCAGAAAGAGGUGGAGAGCGCGGCGCUGAGCGUGGCGGUGACCGUGGUGGUUUCGGACGCGGAUUCGGCGGCCGUGGCGGAGGAAGAGGCGGUCCUAGAGGCCGUGGACGUCGUGGAGGCCGUGCUACAGAAGAGGAGAAAUGGGUCCCUGUCACCAAGCUUGGUCGUCUCGUGAGAGAUGGUAAAAUCAAGCAGAUAGAGCAGAUCUACCUCCAUUCUCUCCCCGUGAAAGAGUACCAAAUCAUAGACCUCCUCGUGCCUUCGUUGAAAGACGAGGUAAUGAAGAUCAUGCCUGUGCAGAAACAAACCAGAGCUGGUCAAAGGACGAGGUUCAAGGCCUUCGUCGUCGUCGGAGACGGUAACGGUCACGUCGGAUUAGGUGUGAAAUGCUCCAAGGAGGUUGCGACGGCCAUUAGAGGAGGGAUUAUUCUCGCGAAACUCUCUGUGAUUCCGGUGAGGAGAGGUUACUGGGGAAACAAGAUCGGGAAGCCACACACUGUGCCUUGCAAGGUUACCGGAAAGUGUGGAUCUGUCACAGUGAGGAUGGUUCCAGCUCCAAGAGGUGCUGGUAUUGUGGCUGCUAGGGUUCCUAAGAAGGUUCUUCAAUUCGCUGGUAUUGAUGAUGUCUUCACUUCCUCCAGAGGAUCCACCAAAACCCUCGGAAACUUUGUUAAGGCUACAUUCGACUGUCUUCAGAAGACAUAUGGGUUCCUUACACCAGAGUUCUGGAAAGAGACAAAGUUCCAGAAAUCGCCAUACCAAGAGUUCACCGAUCUCUUGGCUAGUAAGGAAGUUGCUGCAGCCAAGCCUAUCACCGAGGGUGAAGACCAAGCUUGA